AUGGGACUUGUAUUAAUUAUUUUAAACUUCGUUCUCACGUUUACAAGCGGAGAUAAGUUGCAUCACGAUGUGCCCGAUGUCUUCCACAGAGUCAUCCGUUUUGAGCAGCUGAACCAACUCGACUUACUGAUAAACCAAAGUUUCUAUUUUUAA
Molecule: messenger RNA, 153 nt
Organism: Plasmopara halstedii
Lineage: Eukaryota; Oomycota; Peronosporomycetes; Peronosporales; Peronosporaceae
Exons: 2
Coding region: 1-153 (50 amino acids)
Source: RefSeq, a predicted model, not a curated record